Solanum tuberosum (potato) is the source of this 621-nucleotide messenger RNA. RefSeq names its product glutaredoxin (gene GRX1). NCBI's taxonomy places the organism in Eukaryota, Viridiplantae, Streptophyta, Magnoliopsida, Solanales, Solanaceae. The record is from RefSeq and is marked provisional.
UAAAGAGUACCUCCAUUUACCCCUAUAUUUCAACAACUUUACAUACAUACCAGAAUAUCAAGUAUAGCUCGUAACAAUCUAGCCGUUGAACUUUUAAACCAACCAAAUCAAAUUAGGAAAGAAACCCUAAUUUUUGAAAACCUAACCCUACCACCUUUUUUACUCAUAUUUCAUCAUACUGCUAGUCGUUGUAAAUGGCUGACAAGGUACAACGAAUGUCAUCGGAGCACGGGGUGAUGAUUUUCAGCAAGAGUACGUGUUGUUUAUGCUACGCGGUCACUAUACUAUUUCGAGAUCUUGGUGUUGAUCCAUAUGUGCAUGAACUUGAUCAUGAUUCUGAUGGAAAAGAUAUGGAAAAAGCUCUUAUGAGGAUGGGUUGUAAUGCCUCAGUUCCAGCAGUUUUUAUAGGGGGGAAAUUAGUUGGAUCAACAAAUGAAGUUAUGUCACUUCAUCUCAAAGGAUCCCUAAUUCAACUCCUCAAGCCAUAUCUACCUGAUUAAAAUAAAAUAAAUUGAGAAUUGGAGAGUGAAAUUAUUCGCCUUUAAAGGGAAAUAAGAAAAAGGAAGUACUUUAUGAAUUAGGAGGAUAUAUAAUAUUAAAAAGAAAUUUAAAGGUUAAAAU